Messenger RNA from Amphibalanus amphitrite, 1463 nucleotides. RefSeq lists its product as uncharacterized. The transcript is spliced from 4 exons. Bases 39 to 1364 code for a protein of 441 amino acids. The record is from RefSeq and is a predicted model, not a curated record. Lineage: Eukaryota; Metazoa; Arthropoda; Thecostraca; Balanomorpha; Balanidae.
UGUCGUGUCGUCUCGCCGAGUAUACUGAUCACAUUACCAUGCUGAAGUCACACCUAACAUCAGAGGGCCAUCUGCUGUGUGCGGCCAUCCUUUUUACCUUAGUCAGCCCGCUCCUGGCACCCCCUCCUACCACGCCCCAGCCGCCAGACCAACGGCUCAUCUCCGAAGACGUCAAACGUUUUCUCCCCCACUCAAAGUGUUCUAGUAUUCUCCCUCAUCCUGUAUUGGAUCGCCUUCUCCGCCCUCUUGGGUUCAAACUCACGGAGAAGGGGAUGAAGUAUAAUGCUACGUGCACCCGGCCGUAUCCUCAAACUGAACACACGUCAGUACCUGACCCUUUGGGGGAGCUUUGCGUGCUCGCUUUUAACACACUCCAAGAAGCGUGCAGUCUGGGUUCUGCGGCAGAUCCAGCUGACGUCUUAUCAAGAAUCCCCUCCAGAGAGAAGACUCCUUUAAAGGAGGUUUGUGGUGAACUUUCUCAGUGGGUUACGCAAAUUACCCCUCCUGAUGAUCACUCGAGGGGGUUAUAUGGAGAGCAUUGUGAAACAACCUGUGCCGAUCCGGCUGGAUCGGGAUUGGCCAAUGGUGAUUGCUACGGGCUGUACCAAGGAAGAAGAUUAGUGGCUAUGCUGAAGGACGUGGCGAGUCAACACGACGCAGGUGCAGGUGGUAGUAAUGUCGGAAAUGCCAACUCACAUUCACUUCAUGCCCCGGGGGCCGCACAUCAAGAGGGAGCUCCAGCCAUCGCUUCUUCAGCAGUCGGUUCUUCCACUGUUUCUCCAGCUUCAGUAACUGCGGCUACCACGACGGCUUCCGCAUCCGCUGGUGAAGGCUCCUCCACUCCUGCUCCUGCCGUAGCUGGAAGAGUUGAAGCUGUGGAUGGAGUUGCUGAAGCAGCAGCUGGUAGACCCGAAGCUACGGCUGGUAAUCCUGAAACAGAAGGCAGAGGUGCGGAAGCAUCAGCUGUAAGGGGUGGUGUUGGAUCCCUUGGUGGUGCGGCUCAAGCUACAAACGUCGGAGAAGCGAAGUUGGAUCGUCUGGCAGCCAGCGAUGGAGCAGCUGUACUCGCUGGCUCUGUCAAAAAUGACGCACCGAGGAUCAUUCCUGCUUACGAGAUUGACGUACAAGUGACCCCCCCUCCCGACAACAAUGGCCCAUCAAAGAUCACUGGUGUUGAUAAAGGCGCAAGUGGCGCUUCAGAAACAUCUACCGUCAAAGACGCAUCCAAGGCCAAUGCUAUUGGCGGAGACAUAAAUGGUGCAGCGGAUACCAAACCGGUGCCGGACGUUGGAGACAACAAUGGCGCAAACGGCGGUAACGCGGCGACUCUGACACAGGGAGACAUCAGACCAGAAACAGGUUAGAAACGGUCAAUGAAUGAUUCAGUGAAUGAAUGAAUGGAUUUAAUGAUGAAUCAAUAGAGUGGUGUGUGGGGGAACGAAAGAAUGAAUGGAGUCAGUGGG